This is a messenger RNA of Torulaspora globosa, 1137 nucleotides long. It is a transcript of the gene AIM24, whose product is annotated as Aim24p. Lineage: Eukaryota; Fungi; Ascomycota; Saccharomycetes; Saccharomycetales; Saccharomycetaceae. Gene Ontology annotation, cellular component: mitochondrial inner membrane. Bases 1 to 1137 code for a protein of 378 amino acids. The record is from RefSeq and is a predicted model, not a curated record. The transcript has a single exon. Gene Ontology annotation, biological process: inner mitochondrial membrane organization.
AUGAAAGAGCUGAUAAUGCGUCCAGCGACUAGAUCCAUCUCAAUCCUCAGGCCUGUCACUUCCACGGUAAUACCCACACAGGCCGAAUUGACCACUGCAACGGGUACCAAUGCCGAAUCGUUGUUCUUCGAAACGCCCGCGACCCCGCAAUUCAGGGUUCUGGGCCAGCCACCAACGCUAGCUUCGCUUGUGAUCCCGCCGUCGAUUCCUCUAUAUGUUAGAAAGGGCUGUCUGACGUCUCUACACGGUUCGGCGUCCAUCUCGAUGGCGUACGAGUGGAUCGGCUUCUGGUCUAGUUUGCUCAGAUACGGGACUUUGAAGCCCGCAAUGUACCACAGGCUGGUGUCAAGCGCCCAGUUCGAUGCGUUGGUGGCACCCAACUUUCUCUCCAACCGUUUGGGGCCCCGGCUAGGCCUAUCCUCUUCUCCAUUCAGGACUCUGUGCCUUCUGAACCUCGACGGAUUGUCGGACUGGAACGUAUGGGGUAAGGACUCCAUUGUUGCGUUCGAGGACAACACCAGCCUGGAGUUGAGGCCACCUGCAUUUGGGUUCUCCAAGUCGCCGUUCUCGUCCCAGUACACCACUUUGAAAGGUCGCGGUAACGUCCUCCUAAGCGGAUCCGGUUCAGUCUACACGAUACAACUAAAGGAUGCAAGCGAUGAGAUCAUCUUAAGAUCAGAGCAUCUGCUGGCGAUAAGCGGAUCCAGCCUGCUGGACAUCGAUGAGGCUGUCACAGAAACCGCCUUGGGACAGCCGGCGAAGCAAGGCGGCAAGGCCGCGGAGGAGCAGAGAGAGUUCGAUAUAAAGAUGUUCUUCCAAAUAAGCAGUGAGAUUGUCUCAGCUGUGUGGAACCGCACGAAGCAGAUUUAUUCCUAUGUGAUGAAUGGGCCCACCAAAUUCUUGAAAAUAAAGGGACCAAGAAAUUUGCUAGUACAAAGCUCCUACAACGUCUACCUUCCAGCCUCGAGCAAAAGUGCCGGUCCUGCCAUUGGUGAACCGAUGGCCUUGACUUACAAGCCAAGCAAAAACUAUCUAAGCUACGUCUCCGUUUCGAAAGAUGGAGAAGUGGAGUUCCAGAGUACAGCUGACUUCCAGGAUACCGUUACGAGAAUCCAGAAUCUGGCCAAGAGGAAAUAA